Alosa sapidissima (American shad) is the source of this 5386-nucleotide messenger RNA. It is a transcript of the gene agtpbp1, whose product is annotated as ATP/GTP binding carboxypeptidase 1. Lineage: Eukaryota; Metazoa; Chordata; Actinopteri; Clupeiformes; Clupeidae. Bases 570 to 4244 code for a protein of 1224 amino acids. Gene Ontology annotation, molecular function: zinc ion binding; metallocarboxypeptidase activity. The record is from RefSeq and is a predicted model, not a curated record. The transcript is spliced from 27 exons. Gene Ontology annotation, biological process: proteolysis; protein side chain deglutamylation; C-terminal protein deglutamylation.
CUCAUAUUUAAGGGCAUCAUUAGUGUGCCAUUAGUUAGCAAGCUUGUGGACUAGCUUUCUAGCUAGUUGAGUUGAGUAGGCUAGCGAACGUCAAUUUACUUUGAGUCUUAUGCAGGUGCAUUGGUUGGUUGUCCUAGCCAGUCUGAGUCAGUCAGUCACGUUAGACCAAGCUGGUAGCUGGUAGCUGGCAGUUGUAGUAACUUUAGUAUCAUUAAGAUUUAAUGCAUUCUCAUAUGGCAGCUGCAAGCCGUGACCAGUAAAGGCAUUGUGGGGUUAGAAUGGCUAAUAUCUGUUUAAGACUGGUUGCGCCCUGUGGCUAACACUGAAUUGUGGCUACUGGGCGCUCUAGGUCUCAGCAGGGGCAGAUAAGGGCGUUAAAUAGCCAGUCGGGCUAGCGCAAUAUAGCUGUUAUCAGACAGCCUUGACAGCUAACGUCACUAAGCUUGGGGAUCGAGGAUUAUUCGCUGGGUGUUUUUCAAACCAGUAGCUGCUAAGGUUACUCUAGUGUUUCACGUUUCAGGUUGUUGCUUCAGAAACACGGUGACAAACAGGCGAGUGGGUGUGGAGAUAUGAAUAAACCCAAAAUGUCUUCGGAGAAAGGUGUUCCCAGCAGCUCCAGGGUGCUGAUGUUGCUGGGCCAGCUAGAAAGAAUGAACGGAGAGGCCAUGCUGUCAGACGCAGAGAUCAGCCGGCAGAUCACCAGCAAGAUCUUGCACCUCAUCCAGACACAAGAGAAGACCAGGAAGGAGCUGACCACUAAGGGCUCUGGUGGAAUGGAGGUCAUCUUGGCCUCUCUGGAGAACACACGGGACCUGCAGACCAUCUUGAAUAUCCUGAACAUCCUGAAUGAACUGCUGAGUGUAGGUGGAGGCAGGAGGAUAGGAGUGUGUGUGAGUAAAGGUGGUACAGGUGUGCUACUGCAGCUGUUGAUCAGCUCCAGUAAGGAAUCUCCACCCAACGAGGAACUCAUGCUGCAUACUCAUUCACUGCUGGCCAAAAUAGGACCCAAAGAUGGAAUCCACUUGUUCUCAAGUCUGUUCCAAAAUGGAGGUGUUUGUGCCAUGUGUAUAUUGUAUCAUGAACACACUAAAAGCCUGGGACACAGUAGCUCAGAUAGGAAGUUUUGUGUGAAGGCUCGUCUGACCGGGGCUCUCAACGUGACAGUUAACCUCCUGAAGCAGAAUGUCCACAACCACAAGCUCCUGCUGCCAUGCCUACAAGUGCUGCGUGUCUACUCUGCCAACUCGGUGAAUUCAGUCUCAUUAGGAAAGAAUGGAGUUGUGGAGCUGAUGUUUAAAGUCAUUGGACCCUACAGCAAGAAGAACACCAGUGUCAUGAAAGUGGCGUUGGACACACUGGGAGCAUUGCUGAAAUCCAAGAUGAAUGCCCGGCGUGCCGUGGAGAGGGCUCAAGUUGCCACCCUGCUGGCCAUCUACCAGGACUGGCACCGCAACGAUACUCGCCACCGCCACACGCUCAUCCGCAAGAGCAUUCUGGGAUGCCUGAAGAACGUGACCAACAGCAAGCUGGGCAGGAAGGCCUUCAUCGAGGCGGACGGCAUGAGAAUCCUCUACAACACGUCCACUGAGUGCCUGCCUGUGCGGACUCUGGACUCGCUGGUGAGCACGUCCAGUCUGAUCAUGAGGAAGUGCUUCCCCAAGAAUCGGCUGCCGCUGCCCACCAUUAAGAGCGUGUACCAGCACGAUCUGCCCAAUGUGCCUGCAGGGGGCCCCGUGGCGCAGCUCUACAGCCAGCCCCCCGGGGUGGAUGACGUGGUGGAUGAGAGUGACGAUAACGAGGACAUGGAGCCGGACACUGAGAACGACACCGAGAACGAAGAGGACGAGAAGGACAAGGGACAGAAUGAUGACAUUGAGACAGACAUUGCCAAGCUGCGGCCUAGGCAGGUGCAGACACGGCCCUUUGAUGAGCUGAGGGUGUACGAACGCUUCUUUCUGGAAUUUUCAGAGGACUUUCAGGAUUUCGACUUGACCAAUUCCAAGGCGGGUGUCGGCGUGACGCCAGCCCCGCCCCUCCCCAAACCCCCCAAGCCAGUCAUGGUCCCCACGGGCCAAGGCCCUCCCAAAGGUCACCCCGAGGCCGAGCCCGAGCCCUCUCGGCUGGAGAAGGGCGAUCCGCGGCAGCCGGCGCCCCUGGAGCUGGAGAACAUUAGCCUGAGCCCCGCGCCGGAGAAGCUGCUCCAGGGAGAGAGCCCCAGCCCCAGCCCUGCGGCCCCACACCAGAGCCCUCUAACCCUGGGACAGACGGCCGCACCGCCACGGGCCCCCGAAGCCCUGGAGCUGGAGCUGAGCAGCAGCCUGAACCGGCUGGCCCUGGAUGGUGGUUGUGGUGGAGGAGGAGGGGGGGGCAGUGGCAGCAGUGGGACGGGCGGAGGCCCGGAGGACGGCGUGCUGGAGGUGCCCGACACGGCGGCGCUGCUGCCGCUGCACGACCCCGAGCUCUACGUGCAGAUGGCCAAGGGCACGCGCUCAGUGCCCAGCUACACGGAGGUGGCCUACCCAGACUACUGCGGACACCUGGCGCCCAGCACACCUGAGCCCAUCCUGGAGAGAGUGUACGGUGUACAGAGGACCAAGAUUUUUCAGGACAUUGAGCGUCUCAUCCACUCCAGUGACAUCCUGGAUAAAGUAGUUUAUGAUCUUGACCUACAGAGCUGUCCGGUCAUCGAUGACGGAGAGACGCUCAAGUUCAACUCCCAGUUUGAGUCUGGGAACCUGCGGAAGGCUGUGCAAGUCAGGAAGUUCGAGUAUGAUUUAAUCCUGAACUCCGACAUCAACAGUAAUCACUACCAUCAGUGGUUCUACUUUGAAGUGAGCAGCAUGCGGGUGGGAACACCAUAUCGCUUCAACAUCAUCAACUGUGAGAAGGCUAACAGCCAGUUCAACUAUGGUAUGCAGGUGCUGAUGUACUCUGUACAGGAGGCCAUCAGUGGACGGCCACAGUGGGGAAGAACUGGCCAAGACAUCUGCUACUACAAGAACCAUUUCUCCAGGAGUUCGAUCGCAACGGGCGGGCAGAAAGGCAAAUCUUACUACACUAUGACCUUCACUGUGACCUUCCAACACAAGGAUGACGUCUGUUACUUCGCCUAUCAUUACCCCUAUACCUACUCCACACUAAAGAUGCACCUGCAGAAGCUGCAGGAGAAGUGUGGUGACGGUGUGUACCUGCGGGAGGACGUGCUGUGUGAGACGCUGGGAGGAAACCCCUGUCCUCUGCUCACCAUCACCGCCAUGCCUGACAGCACCAGUCCAACGCACCUCAACCACCUCCGGAGCCGUCCGGUGGUGUUCCUGUCGGCGCGUGUGCACCCGGGCGAGACCAACGCCAGCUGGGUAAUGAAAGGCACACUGGAGUUCCUGACGGGCAACUCCCCCCUGGCACACAGUCUCCGGGCCUGCUACCUCUUCAAGAUCAUCCCCAUGCUCAACCCAGACGGGGUCAUUAACGGCAGUCACCGCUGCUCUCUCAGUGGAGAGGACCUAAAUCGCCAGUGGCAGCAGCCCAACCCUGAGUUGCACCCCACCAUCUUCCAUGCCAAGGGCCUGCUGCAAUAUCUCAACGCCAUCCAGAGGGCACCACUGGUGUUCUGUGAUUACCAUGGCCACUCCCGUAAGAAGAAUGUCUUCAUGUAUGGCUGCAGUCUCAAGGAGACAGUUUGGCAGACAAACAUCAACGCCCCCUCAUGUGAACUACACGAAGACCUGGGCUACAGGACGCUGCCGAAGCUGCUGUCCCAGCUGGCGCCGGCCUUCAGCAUGUCCAGCUGCAGCUUUGUGGUGGAGCGCAGCAAAGAGGCCACGGCUCGCGUGGUGGUGUGGAGGGAACUGGGCGUCCAGCGCAGCUACACCAUGGAGAGCACGCUCUGCGGCUGUGACCAGGGCAAAUACAAGGGUUUGCAGAUAGGCACACGUGAGUUGGAGGAGAUGGGGGCUCAGCUGUGUGUGGCGCUACUCCGACUGCACAGACUCACGUCGCCGCUGGAGCUGCACACACACUCUCACACACACACUCACCUGCUGGAGGCCGAGAACGAGCUCAUCGAGACGCACCGCUACCAUGUCAAUGUCACUACCAGCCCCACCACGUACGUGUUGGCCGAAGAUGAGCCGGUGCUGGAGGAGGUGGACUACAGCGCCGAGAGUGACACUGACCAUGACCUUCAAGACCCCGCCGAGCCGCUGUCCGACUCCGAGCUCAACGAUAGGGACGCGCUCAGCUGAACGUCCCCUCAGCCCCAACCUGAGCAUUCGCACAUUAUACACCCAGACUUGCCAGGACACCAAAACCAAACCCGCCGAUACUCACGCUGUCUGGCCCGCACUCCUGACCACCAUCAUCGUCCAGUAGCCCGGUUUUAACCCGAACACUCACCUCACCUUACUGCUCAGCCUUACUGGAACUCAGACUCAUGUGAUAACCUGAACAGGCUUAUCUAGGUACCUGAACACCUGAGCACCUGUGUUACUUGAACACCUCUGUAUCACCAGGUCAACUGACCACUUUUGCCUCACCUUUGAACACCUGAAUGGCCCUGUUACCAUGACAGGAUAGAACAACACGUAACUAUGAAUCAACAGUAUUCCAAACCAUGCGCACACACCAACACAUAUAUACUCUUAGAGUAUGACUGUAUGCAUAUUACAGACUGCAUAUUAGACCUGCUGCAGAAUUACACAAGUAGAACAUGUAGGACAUGUCCACACACAUGAAAUACAAAGAACAUGAAUGUACUAUAAAGCCUUUCACCCUCCUCUAAAGCCUAUAGAAGUGUACCCAUGCACUAAGCCAGGUCGGUAGGGCUCUCCUGCCAAGUGUUUUUCCUGAUGGGUCUAUGUUACUUCACGACAGUGAUUUGUGCACACAACACACACACACACAUACCUGUACUACUUUCUGUCUCUGCACCUAUCUUUGGGAGAUGAUGUCAUUGUAACAAUGUCCCCAUGGAGACGACAUGCCCGUGGAGAUAUUGUUGCUGUGGAGACGAUGUUCCAUUGGGAAAGGAUAUCUUUUUUUGUUUGUUUGUCUUUGUUUGUUUUAGCUGUAGAUAUUUUGGGUUGUUCUUGUACAGUAGUGCAUGGAUUCUCAAUGUUGCCUUUCUUAAUUUAUUUCUUUGUUUUAUUGAUUUUUGUGAUAAACCCCUGUGUCACCACGUCCAGUGAGAGUGUGAGAGUGACUGUAAAGUAAGCUAGCGUGCGUGUUUGUGGGAAAUGAUUGUUGGAAGUGCCCAAAUAUUUGUGUGGAGAGUAAUACACAAAAUAAAAUGUGAUGUUAGCUUUGAUGGCGCUACGUAACAUGUGAACGACGUCAGUGGAAUUAUGGGAAAUAAAAGCAGGAGACUGCCUGGCCACUGCUCAGCCUC